AUGUCGGAUUCAACUAAUCCAAACACCUAUACAGUGGGGUGGGUUUGCGCUCUGACGACAGAGUUCACUGCAGCUCAAGAACAAUUCGAUGAGCAAUUUGAGGAGGACGAAUCCCCUAGAUACAGGGAGCCAAAUGACUACAAUCUUUACGCUUUCGGAAGAAUACAUCGCCAUAUGGUGGUUAUUGCUGCCCUGCCGCACGGUCAAUACGGCACCACAUCUGCAGCCAUUGUCGCGAAGGAUUUGAUCCGCAGCUUUCCCAAUAUCCGAAUCGGUCUUAUGGUCGGGAUUGGCGGCGGAGCCCCCAGUGAAAAGCACGAUAUUCGCUUGGGAGAUGUUGUGGUUAGCUCACCGACAUCCAAUCACGGCGGUGUAUUUCAAUACGACUUUGGGAAAGCUUCAGAAGAAGCAUUCCAGCACACAGGACACCUUAACUCGCCACCUCAACUACUGCUGGCAGCAUUAACGGGACUCAAGAGCCAAUAUGAUCGAAAAGGCCUUAAGCUUCAAGACGAAGUUGACACCAUCGUGGAAAAGAACACAAGACUGAGGGCCAAAUACAGACGUCCUGUAAAUCCGGAUCUUCUUUUUGCUGUCUGCACCGCCCAUGAGAAUGAUCCGUGCUUUAAGUUUUGCACGACAGCCCCGACCGAUAUUGUAACUCGGACACCACGAGAAGAGCCUAUGGAAGACGUUGAAGUUCACUAUGGUACUAUCGCGUCGGGCAACACUCUCAUGAAAGAUGCAGCUAGUCGCGACAAACUUGCUCGUCAAGAAGAUAUUUUGUGUUUUGAGAUGGAAGCUGCUGGAUUGAUGAAUGGAUUCCCGUGUCUUGUCGUUCGCGGAAUCUGCGAUUAUUCUGAUGCUCACAAGAAUGACAUAUGGCAAGGUUAUGCAGCUAUGACAGCAGCUGUAUAUGCUAAGCAGAUUCUCAAGAAAGUCCUCCCUGAGGCGGUUGAGAAUGAGGCAACUAUCAUCUCGAAAGUAGAAGAAGUUAUCUCCAAUGUGAAAACUCUAAUACGCUCUUUGGAAGAAAGAGAGGCUUUAGACUGGCUCUCUGAUACCAAUUUCGGUGCUUACCAGCUAGAUGAGCGUGAUAAGAAGGCUCCGGGUACGUGUGAGUGGUUUCUGACCUCACGGGAAUAUCGGUUCUGGAUCCAAGAGGAAGGCCAGGUCCUCUUCUGUCCGGGAAUUGCAGGGGCUGGAAAGACUGUCCUCGUAUCUGCUAUCAUUGAAGACCUGCAUUCUCGCUUUCAAAACGACCCGAGCACUGCGAUUGCACAUAUAUACUGCAGAUACGAUCGUACUAAUAGGCAGACAUUUGACGAAUUGCGGGCAAGUCUAUUGAGACAGCUUUGUGAGAAACUGUCUCCUCUCCCUCAGGUCAUAAUGGAACUUCAUAACGAAUACAAACUGCGACGUAUGAAGGCGCCCCCGGAAAGGAUUAUUUCAUGCUUGGAAUCUGUAUCAGGCUUCUUCUCAAUGAUAUUCGUGGUCAUUGAUGCGCUAGAUGAGUGGCAGCAAGUGGACUGCCACUCGUUACCAAAAAGGCUGCUGUUUCUUCAAGGAAACCUCCCGUUCAACCUACUGGCAACUUCCCGACCAUUACCCCUCAUCGAAAGCCAUUUCAGCGGCCACCAACGUUGUGAUAUUAAAGCGCAACAGCAGGACAUUUAUGCCUAUGUCGACAAUUUUGAGUGGCCAGAGUCGCACUGUAUUGGUAAGAUACCAGGAUUGAAGGACUCCGUAAAAGCGAUUAUGUGUGAAAUCACAAGGGGAAUGUUUCUUUUGACAAAGCUAUAUCUCCAAUCCCUUGAAAACGAGACGUCAGAAAGAGAUGUGAAGAAUGCUCUGAAGCGGCUCAAAGAUAGAGCGAAGGAUAAUUAUGAGGAUCCAGAUUUCGAAGUCCUGGACAAAGCAUACAAUGAUACUCUGAAGCGGCUCAGAGAACAGCCUAAAAAGCAGAGGGACCUGGCAUUUCGAGUACUCGCUUGGAUAUGUUGCACAAUCUGGAAGCUACCGGCCGAUGGGAUCUUGAAUGGUCUUGCCUGGCGAGAAGGGGACACAGAAUUUCAUCAAGAUGGCAUGGUCGACACAGGAUCACUCCUUUCUGUAUGUUGGGGCUUGGUCGAAAUCCCGAAGGGAAGUAGGGAGAUUCGUCUCGUCCAUUACACCACCGAAGACUUUUUUCGACACAACCGAAAUUUGUUUGAUGAAUAUUUUUGGGACCAACAUUCCCUUGAUCGUCAUUUACCUCCAAGUACCGACGACUAUAUUUACGGUCCAGCGAGAAGUGGCAACAAGUACAAAAAUUGGCAGUCUGAGCUCUUAGAUAACCCAUUCUACGAAUAUGCCGCAUUCAAUUGGGGUCAUCAUGUCAGAAGCCUUUCAUGCUCUGGCAAAACUUAUGACACAAUUGUUGACUUUCUCAAAAACCAAGAAAUGGUCGAUCUGGCGGUUAACGUGAUCUUUACUUUUGGAGGUUGGGACAACAGAGGGGAGGCGCCUCGACAUGUAGGCGGCUUGCACCUUGCUGCCCUUUUCGGACUUGAUGAGUUGGCAAUAUCACUUGUGCAGAGUCUUGAGAUCGAUUCAAGAGAUAGUUCUGGCCGGACUGCACUAGCUUGGUUGCUUGAGUGCUUUGCAUUCGAAUUUGAACUUCAAGCGAAUUUCAGAUCUGGGAGCAUACUAGUGCCCGAAGGCCUUUACAAUGGUCGUCUCUGUGUUUUGGAGGCUCUAUUACUAUCAGAGGCUAAUCCAAGCGCGCCUGGAUAUAAUGAGGAUACUCCUCUACAUUUAGCAGCCAAAUCGGGCGACUCCGAGGUCGUUCAAAGAUUGCUUGAAUGUAAGGCAGACGUUGGCACAUCGAACAGAUAUGGCGAUAUCCCUCUUGUGGUAGCAAUACGGCAUGGCUCAGAGUCGGCUUACGCGAAGCUCCUGGAGGUCGGUACAGUCGAUAUCUGUGGAAAGAACAGCCGUACUGCUCUCAUCGAGUGUGCUUUUGUUGGAAACCCAGCUCUACUUUCGACUCUUAUUGAAAGAGGUGCUAAGGUGAACUUCCAGGAUGAAUACGGCAAAACUCCCCUGAUUGAAGCCGCCCAAUCCGGCCAUCUUCGAAUCGUUGAGCUACUUCUUGCAAAUCAUUCUGAUAUAAAUCUUCAAAAUCGCUACGGCUACACGGCCCUGAUGAAAGCAUGCUCGUAUGAUCGUACCGAUGUUGUUAAGCUGUUACUUGCAAAUAAUGCUCGACUGGAUGUCCGGAGAAGCACAGGCAAAAGUGUUUUUACCGACGCGGGCCGUCACAGUGGAGACGACAUUAUGAAGCAACUCCUCCGGGAAGAUAUAGAUACCAGUGUUCGGAAUAGCUAUUUCGUUGAGGCUUUGAUGUCUGCGAGCGAAGAGAAACGCCCACAUGCCGUCUCUCUGAUACUAGGAAAUGCCACCUUCAAACCAGAAUUAAGGAACCUCGACGCUAUAUUGUCCAUAUCGUUUUCCGACGGAAACGAAAGGGUUAUCAAACUUCUGAUUGAUCAUGGUGCAGACCCUAAUACAGAAGUCGUGUUGAUUGAUGCCGGCGCCGAUAUUGAAGGCUGCAAGAACGACGACUGGGGACCAAUUCAUGCUGCAUUAUCGGGAGGCACGCAAGCAAUGCUCAUGGUGCAUUUACUGAAGCAGAACGACUAA
Messenger RNA from Fusarium sp. VM40, 3684 nucleotides. The record is from the annotation of a GenBank genome assembly. NCBI's taxonomy places the organism in Eukaryota, Fungi, Ascomycota, Sordariomycetes, Hypocreales, Nectriaceae.